AUGAGUGCUAAUUCAUUGACAUCAGGGGGUCAAGAAACAAAGGACUCUAAGUCGAUUCAGGAGCACACAGAUACUUCAGAAAAUAAUGAAAUACAAAAAUAUGAAGGUUUCGAUAGUACUGCAGAAGGUGACAUUCGAGAGCUAGCAAGAACAAUGUCCCAUAUUAGUAGGGAACAAACCAACAACACGACUGGGAGUGAGGACUUAGUGCGCAAUUUAUCUCAUUUCUCUAGCAUUCCUGGAGUAGAGCCUUAUGAAGAAGUUGACGAAAGAUUAAAUCCCGAUAGUGAACAUUUUGACGCUAGACACUGGGUUAAAAACUUAAGAAAAUUACAUGACUCAGACGUUGAAUACUAUAAACCAUCGUCUUUGGGCAUAGCAUAUAGAAACUUGAGGGCCUCCGGGAUUGCAGCAGAUUCUGAUUAUCAAACCACUGUAUUUAAUGGAAUAGCAAAGAGUCUUAUGGAUGGAUUUAGAUACUUACAAAAGGAUGAUGCUUCUCGUUAUUUUGAUAUAUUAAAGAGCAUGGAUGCAAUAAUGAGACCCGGUGAAGUCACGGUUGUCUUAG
Messenger RNA from Debaryomyces fabryi, 568 nucleotides. RefSeq lists its product as uncharacterized. The transcript has a single exon. The annotation marks the transcript as partial. The record is from RefSeq and is a predicted model, not a curated record. NCBI's taxonomy places the organism in Eukaryota, Fungi, Ascomycota, Pichiomycetes, Serinales, Debaryomycetaceae.